AUGACAGACAUACUAGAGCGAUUGGUACCCCAACAAGGCCAGGGAAUUGGACAACUGAACCAACUUGGAAACCAAGAAAUAGGGGAGGAUAGGGCUUUAGAGGGAUUUCAAAAGUUUUGCCCUCCUAAAUUUUCUGGGGGUCCUGACCCCGAUAUAGUUGAGAAUUGGUUGGAGAAUAUAAGGAAUAUAUUUGAUGCACUAGAUUAUUCCGAGGAGAGAGAAGUAAACUUUGCUGUGUUCCAACUUGAAGGACCGGCUCGAGCAUGGUGGAAUGUUAUAAGAAAUAAGUGGGAAAGGGAACAAACUCCGAGAAUUUGGAUGAAUUUUGUCCUAGAAUUUAAUGAAAAAUUCCUUCCACCACUAGUCCAAGAAAAGAGAGAGGAUGAUUUUAUAAAGCUUCGCCAAGGAACUUCAAGUGUGGCGGAAUAUGAAACUGAGUUUACGAAGUUGUCUAGGUUUGCCCCAGGAUUGGUAAUUACAGAGCGAAAGAGAAUAAGGCGGUUUAUUCAGGGACUCAAUAUAGAAAUUCAAGAUGGUCUCGCAGCGGCCCAAAUCGAAACGUUUAGUGAUGUCCUUGAGAAAGCCCAAAGGGUUGAGAUUUCAAAAGCCAAAUUAAGAGUUUUUCAAGUACGGAAAAGAGAUGCACCUAGUAGUAGUCACCCUGAGGCAUCUAGAAACACUGUACCACCACCUAAAGUUGGAAAAGGAGCUGGUGGGGUGAGACUACCACUUCCAUCUUCUUCUCAGAUGCAGCAACUAAAAGGAACUCCGUCACAAGGAACUCAAAUAAAAAGGGGUCAAUCAAGGGUGACGCCACAGGGAAGUCAAGCCAUGAGUUUUCAACCAAUCUGUGGAUACUGUGGAAAAGGAAACCACACCGAAAAUAACUGCUGGGUGAAGGAGCGAAAGUGUUUGCGUUGUGGGAGUGCAGACCAUCAGGUUAGCAACUGCCCAAGAAAACAACCACGAGAGAGUAAUAAUCGACAAGGAUAUGGAACUACUUCUGAACGAACUACUGAAGGAGGGAACCGACCACAAGUGCCAACUAGAACAUAUGCCUCUAUUGGUCGACAGACUCUGGGGUCGACCGAGGUAGUUUAA
Messenger RNA from Coffea arabica (coffee), 1101 nucleotides. Lineage: Eukaryota; Viridiplantae; Streptophyta; Magnoliopsida; Gentianales; Rubiaceae. The record is from RefSeq and is a predicted model, not a curated record.